GCGGCAGAACCAGGAGUCCGGAUUUUCAUUCUCCGGAGCGGGGCGCCGGGAUACGGCGGGUGGCAAAACCCGGCGCCCGGAAGCCCUUGCUUUCUUUGACGCAAAGGCUCGGGACGAAGCAGCCACCGUCUGCCCAGCGCCGGGCUAGGAGCGACCCCAGACGGAGCCUCCGAAGUCCCUCCGCCCCACAGCUUCGGCCGUCCCCGCCGCCGUCCUCGUCGCCAUGGAGUGUCCGCACCUCAGCUCCAGCGUCUGCAUCGCCCCGGACUCAGCCAAGUUCCCCAACGGCUCCCCGUCGUCCUGGUGCUGCAGCGUGUGCAGGUCCAACAAAAGCCCUUGGGUCUGCUUGACUUGUUCAAGUGUCCACUGUGGAAGGUAUGUGAACGGCCAUGCAAAAAAACAUUAUGAAGAUGCACAGAUAACCUUGCCCAACCAUAAGAGGUCAGAAAAGCAAGAGAAAGCUCAGCAUACAGUGUGUAUGGAUUGCAGUAGCUACAGCACAUACUGUUAUCGCUGUGACGAUUUUGUGGUCAAUGACACCAAGCUGGGCCUGGUGCAGAAAGUGAGAGAACACUUACAGAACUUGGAAAACUCAGCUUUUACAGCUGACAGGCAUAGAAAAAGAAAAUUAUUGGAAAACUCAUCACUAAACAGCAAGUUAUUAAAAGUAAAUGGAAGUGCAACUGCCAUCUGUGCCACAGGCCUCCGGAAUUUGGGCAACACAUGUUUCAUGAAUGCUAUCCUUCAGUCACUCAGUAACAUUGAGCAGUUCUGCUGUUAUUUCAAAGAGCUGCCUGCUGUGGAAUUACGGAAUGGGAAAACAGCAGGAAGGCGAACAUACCACACCCGGAGCCAAGGGGACAACAACGUGUCUCUAGUAGAAGAGUUUAGGAAGACACUGUGUGCUUUAUGGCAAGGCAGCCAGACUGCAUUUAGUCCUGAGUCCUUGUUUUAUGUUGUCUGGAAGAUCAUGCCUAACUUCAGGGGUUAUCAGCAGCAAGAUGCCCACGAAUUCAUGCGCUACCUUUUGGAUCACCUACACUUGGAACUUCAGGGUGGCUUCAAUGGUGUUUCCCGAUCAGCAAUUCUACAGGAGAAUUCUGCUCUGUCUGCAAAUAACAAAUGCUGCAUAAAUGGAGCCUCAACUGUUGUCACAGCAAUAUUUGGAGGAAUUCUCCAGAAUGAGGUCAACUGCCUCAUCUGUGGGACAGAGUCAAGGAAGUUUGAUCCAUUCCUAGAUCUCUCCUUAGAUAUUCCAAGUCAAUUCAGAAGCAAGCGCUCUAAGAACCAGGAAAGUGGGCCGGUUUGCUCAUUACGAGAUUGUCUACGAAGCUUCACCGACCUAGAGGAACUUGACGAGACAGAGUUGUAUAUGUGCCACAAGUGCAAAAAGAAACAAAAGUCCACAAAAAAGUUUUGGAUUCAGAAACUUCCCAAGGUGCUGUGCUUGCACUUGAAAAGGUUCCACUGGACAGCGUAUUUAAGAAACAAAGUUGAUACAUACGUAGAAUUCCCGCUGAGAGGCCUGGACAUGAAGUGUUACCUACUAGAGCCAGAGAAUAGUGGCCCGGAGAGUUGCCUGUAUGACCUCGCUGCUGUGGUGGUGCACCAUGGCUCUGGGGUUGGUUCUGGACAUUACACAGCAUAUGCAACUCAUGAAGGCCGCUGGUUCCAUUUCAAUGACAGUACUGUGACCAUGACUGACGAGGAGACCGUUGGGAAGGCGAAGGCCUACAUUCUGUUCUAUGUGGAGCGUCAGGCCAGAGCUGGAUCAGACAAACUUUAAUACUUCCUCUGACCACAGUUCAAUUGUACCGGACAGACAUUUCCAAUUUUCCAUAAAUACUUGAUCCAAGAGUUAAUUUCGUUAUGCACUUUUUCAAUUUCCAGUUUGGGGUUUAGUUUGGUCAGUGGUAGUGACUUACUCAAUAUGGGCACCAACUAAUUUUUGUUGUUGUUCUACCAGAAAACCUCAGCAGGCAUCUUGAUUGGCUGCUUUAGUUGUAAUAACUCAAGUUUUCUAUGUAGUUUCCAGGACUUAGUUCUGUUUGACUUUUUAUAUUAACGUUUUCAGUUCUCUCCAAGGCACAUGCGCUCUGUCCUCACAUUCUGGGAGCCACCCCACUUGCUGCCUUUCAUAGCAGUCAGGAUCGUGUGUGCAGGACCUGUGGCCACGGUCUCACAGUGACUGCUCAGGAAUUCCUUCUGACUGUAGGCGGUAGCUACUGCCUGUGUCUCUGGGCUGCUGUUUCUCAGCGUUCAAUAAACCUGUCCGUUCUGUUGCAUCCAU
Molecule: messenger RNA, 2290 nt
Organism: Microtus oregoni (creeping vole)
Lineage: Eukaryota; Metazoa; Chordata; Mammalia; Rodentia; Cricetidae
Gene: Usp3
Product: ubiquitin specific peptidase 3
Exons: 15
Coding region: 224-1786 (520 amino acids)
Biological process (GO): protein deubiquitination
Cellular component (GO): cytoplasm
Molecular function (GO): zinc ion binding; cysteine-type deubiquitinase activity
Source: RefSeq, a predicted model, not a curated record